AUACGCACGGAAAUUGGACAGCUGUACUUGUUCGCUUUGCGGUCUCCCACAAAACUGCUAUUGCGCCUGACCUUACGUGUUUUUUUUACCCAAAGGUAUGAACAGAAUGUCCUGCUUUUUGUAUUGUAUCAUUCCCUUCCUCCUAGUUCAAAGAUAUUAUUACCUGAAGCAUUGUUAGUAUAGGAGGCUGGUUGUGAAAGCCGGCCUUGGAAGGGCCAAAACAACGGUCUGCAGCUUAUGUUGGGAACUCUCUGACCGUGCACAAUUUUUAUCUUUCAUUCACACACCGUGACUGGAAACCUUUUUUAUUGGUUGGUCCGACAUGGUCACGUGCUGCUGAAUUUAUUGUAAGGUCAGGAUCAACAACAAGGUUCCCAAAAAAAUUAAAUUAGAAAGGACUUUCUCAGUCUUUCUCUCUUGUAUUACGUCAUUUGGUGAUUGCAGCCGUCGGCAACACCAAGAAACUACCAAUUUAGAGCCUGUUUACAUGGAGGUGGGGGAACCCCAGACAGGUACGUGAGGCAACGUCCGCCCGUCAUCCCACCUAUUAUGUAAACGUGGUCAAACUGAAAUGAGAGAUUAUAUGGACAGGCGGGUUACCCCUCAUAAGCGGGUUACCUCACCUACCUGGGGUCCUCCACCUCCAUGUAAACAGGCCCUUCGUGUGUUUGAAGCGUUACAAGCUACUCAGUUGUGUCAAUUGUCUUACCAAUUGUGGCAGUAAAUGGCGGACAUGCGUUUAAGUAAGGUCUAACCCCAUAAAAGGGUAUCAAGAAUCCGGGAAAUUUUUUCCUGUGGAAUCCAGAAUCCGAUAAAUUUUUCUUGUGUAGUCCAGAAUCAUGGCUUUUGGAAUCCGGAAUACAGCUCAAGGAAUCCUGAGUCCUACUAAAGACUGGAAUCCAGAAUUCAAGUUACACUGACAAAAACUCCAGAAUCCAGUACCUGGAAUCCGGAAUCUACGGUGUAGAAUCCUGAAUCUAAAACUGUCUUAGAUUCCCUUACAUGAGGCGAAAGGAUAGGGAGUCUACAGAAAGGGAUCCAGAAAACUUGGAAAAUGGGGAUCGGGACACUUGUCAGCUGUUCAGAUACUACAUAUUAUCCCAAAAAAUAUUAUAUAUUAACAAGUCCAAAGCGACAAACCAAUGAGAAGUGCCGAAUUUCCCCACUUAUAGACCUGGAUCAGUACAAUUAAACUUGUAGAAAAAUAUGAAACUGCAAACUGAUCCUUUCGGCAAGGCGAUGAAGAAGUAAACCAAAGAAUAAAACAAAAAAAAAUAAAAUAAAAAAUAUAUAUUUUCUUUAAAUAUAUAUUUUUUCUUUUAUUCUUUUGUUUACUUCUUCAUCGCCUUACCGUAAGUAUCCGUUUGCUCUUCCAUGAUUUUCUACAUAUUAUUCUAUCGAAAUCCUUGACAGUUACACACAGUUUUACAGAAAAUGGGGCGGCCGUGGUCCCCUCGGACCACCCCUAAAUCUCCAUGAACUGAUAAGGUGUGCUUGCCAUUGAUUACUAUCAUAUUAUUAUCACGUGCUGCUGAAUUUAUUGUAAGGUCAGGAUCAACAACAAGGUUCCCAAAAAAAUUAAAUUAGAAAGGACUUUCUCAGUCUUCAUAACAAUUACACUUCAUCAACAAUGCCUGCAAGAAGCGAUCGACUUCAAAUUUUCUGGAAAUACUUGGGUGUGUUAUCUUCCUAUAAAAUAGCCAGCAAGCUUACUUCAAUGAAAUGAAGUUACAGGACCUUUUGUUGUGAUAUGGGAUGACAUAGAAUCGUUAAUGUCUCUGCUCCUUUAUGAUGCAUGCCUAACGCGAAGUGACUUAAUUAUAAAACAAAUAAUGACAAGUUGGCGAUACUGGGGGAGCACUGCCUUGCGCUAGGUUAGCCUGUGCGACUUCCGGCGAUGGCAUGGGCAAAGAACCUCACUUAUCUCCCCAGCACUACCAGCUGAAUGCAACACAGCACGUGCUGGAUCGGACAAGAGUAUCGGCUUGCAGGUAGCCUGUGAAGCGCAGACGCAUUUCCGGUCGUCGCUUCUCUCCCUCCGAAAAAUAGCGUCUGCGAACCCGAGCGACAAAACGAUUUCCGUGACGUAAAACAUUUUUAGCCAAUCGCGGUUUAGCUCUUAAAAUCAAGGAACUAACUCGCGAGACUUCUCGCAGGAUCGUGCGCGAUGGAUAUGUUUUCAAGUCGAAAUUGAAAGGACGACGUGGCUUGUGUAUAGCCGUCCUUUUUUCUCAGAACGACGCGUUUACGAAAGUUAAUUUGCCAGGAUUGUGGGACUGAUUGACGAAAUAAGUAUCAAGAGGAUUCAUAUCGAAGAAAAGAUUAGAGGACAUUUUUCAUCUAUUUGCCUACGGAGUCAAUGAUUUAUCAGACGUAGUUGUUUUGAUCAUAUUCGAAACGAUAACUGUCCUAAUGACAGUAGACGCAUCAUGCCGUUUGUUGCUUCUGUUCCUUUCUGGUUCCUGGCAGGAAAGUAUGCCUUGGAGAACUCUUCGAUAGUUUGUCGUGUGCCGUUUUAGAUAUUUUUUAGUAGAUAUCCUUUAUCUUUGAAAGGUAGGACAUGUGGUAAUUGAUUUCCCAUGCGUGGUUGCUUCUUGGUUCAGAUAGAACUUUGAUCAGAUCGAAAGCAUUUUAUAUUUGCUCCGGUAUAUUUCUUUAAAUACAUGUUCUUUUCAAGGUUCUCAUUUCCAUAGUUUUUUGUGAGAUGAGUAGAAGCGUCGUAGCUGAAAUGUCAUUUUGACUAUGAUCUAUUUACUGCUGUAACUAUUUAUUUCACGCUGGGUCUGGCCCAGGUUUAUAAUAUUUCAGAUCAUUGUGUUGUGGCGAUACUAGAAUUAUUAACGAGCGAUUGUUAGAGAUUUCUGAAUCAGUCAAGGAUGUGUCUGUGUAAUUGAUUCACCACCUUUUGUCAGCGCUGGUUAAAUUGAAAUAAAUAAGUCUGAGCGCGAUGUCAUUAAGCUAUGUUGCUUUCCUUUCGCUGUAGCGAUUAUUUUGUCCAGGUUUUGUUUAUGUCACGUACUACCGUAUUUUAUAAAGCGAAACCAAAGGCCCACAUCACAUACAUAGCUUAAGAAGCAGUUGCUUCAUAAAGAAGUCAGCAUUCAACGUCGCAGGAAACCUUGUUAUGGUCGUGAAAUUCCCGUUCCAAAGCGUAUUUGGUAAUUCUCUCCAAAAUCCAAGACACUUCAGCGCGCGAGGUCGCGAGGAGUCACUCGAGCUGUAUUCUAUCCUUUGAUCUGAUUGGCCUACAUCAAAACAAAAGGUUUUACGUCACGGAAAUCGUUUUGUCGCUCGGGUUCGCAGACGCUAUUUUUCGGAGGGAGAGAAGCGACGACCGGAAAUGCGUCUGCGCUUCGCAGGCUAGCUUGCAGGCGAUAUUAAACGGCAAUGCGAACCAACAAGCUUGGGGGAAGUCGCUGCGCAGACUUAACCGCACUGCGAGGAGUGUCCCUAGUUUAUUUGAAGGUAUAGCACAAAACAAAGCCCAAACCUCGUCUCCAAAGGGAGGGAGGGAGGGAAAAAUUUUACAAGAAUCGUAUACUGAGCCCUUAAACCUUGCUGAACACUGGAACCCAAGUGAACUCUGAACAGUUGUUCUAGGCUUUUAUAGCUAGACGCAUGUCUGCUGGCAUAGCCAGUAGCAAAGGCUGUACUACAAGACAGCUCAGCGUUGCAUGCGCAAACUCUUAGCCAUGAAUAGUGCUUUGAAAAUAUUGGCCAAUGCUGUGGCUCGUACUAGCCUGCUUAAGACAACAAGGCCGUAAAGUUCUAUGCUAGAAUACAAUGCAUCUCAGAGUUCGCUGACCUUGGCAGCUUGACUACACAAUUGCUUUGUUGAAAAAGAGCCGCCAUGAAUGGGUUACUGAUAACUAGCGUCACGUUCCAUUAUCUACAUUUUACUGGCGUGACAGUAAAAUUGCUUUUAAUUUUAGACCAUGUCCCCAGGACCGAGGUCAGAACCCGCAAUGUCCUGUUUGUCCCAUUCACACGCCCCAAGCUUUUUUAAAAAACAUAAUAUAUUAAGUUACAGCUCUAGCCUUAUAUUAGACUUUUUAGAUCUGAAAGCCGGCAUUAAAGAAGACUUCUACGUAUUACAUCAGGAGUCAAUAAAACGCUCCAAAAGACCAAAAUUUCCGACAGAUCGAAGUUUCUUAAAACGUCACAAGAUAAUUUAACAGGGAAAUUAAGAUAAGUGAAUAAAGUAUUUAUUUCUUUUUUGUUUGACCUAAUUCAUUUUAGAACAAGAGCGACCUCACAGUGAAUAUUUCUUCGUAUGGCUUCAGAUAUCCGGACUAUUUAUUCCUAUUACAGGUAAGCAUCCAGAGUUGCCACAAGCCGGUCGACCUCAGGACUUUCUAAGCAAGCGAAGCGAGCUUUCCGUAGGCAUCGAAGCGAGCGACGAAGUCGCAAGAGGUCCGUUGCCAUAUUAAAUGGGACCAAGGACUUUUUUGAAAGUCUAGUGAGCAUCGAAACUAACACAUUAAUCAGCUGCUUUGACCUGAGUAACUGAUUGGUAAAUUGGUAAAGUUUGCUCAGCAACUAUCGUAACCAAAUCUUGAAUAUGAGCUCGAAAGUGACGGCUAAGUCAUUUUCCUUUUCUGAAGAAACAUUUAUCAUAUGAUAAUGGCAACCAGAAUAUAUUAAUUAAUUUCAAACUUUUGAGCCGUGAAAGAAGUGGUAUAGCUUACUCGCGACCAUCCACACUUUAGGGCAUGUGAGGGAGUUCUAAGAGGCUUAAGUCGAAGCAAAUCGAACUGAACGGUUUUUUCUCUAAAUAAUUUUCUUUUCCUUUUUACGUUCACUUAUUUUUUAAGUGUUUGUGCCUUUGUUCUGUAUACCUACAUGUGCAUUAGUUUUCAAUUCUUUUGUUUAAUAUGUUUCUUUCGUCACACUUGUACUGCUAAAUAAAAAAUGUAAUAGAGCACCGUUACUUUUUGCCACUUUCUGUAACUUAUAUAAAUAAAGAAUCCUAAAAAGGCUAAAAAGAGUUUCUUCGGCAGUGUAGAAAGUGUGGCUGUAGUGUGCUCGGUAUUUUCAAAAAGAACGUCAUCGUUAUCAUAAAGGUCAAUGUGUGUGUAAUUAGUUUUACGAAAUCCCUGCAAAUAGAAAAAGUACAUUAUACUUUAUGGGACUUUCAUCAAUUUAAGUUAGCAUUUCCUCUCCGGUUGUUACCACCGAAAGUUCAAGACCUGGAUCUCUUUUCAGAUUUCAGGUUUCCCUUUUACUCAGGAUGCACUGUCAGAUAUGGAGACAUACGAACCAAACUUGUCGACCACAAGUAAGUGUAUCUUGUAUUAAAGCGGAAAGGGGUUUAUAGUUAUUAGCAAUACUGCAACUACACUUGCUCUAUGUAAGGAAGCAAACGAUCGUACUAUUUCGAAUUCGUAAUUAUUAUUGUUUAUGAAUUUGUUUUUCUCACAUGCUUGCGAUAAAAAAAGUCCUCGGACCUUGGGAUUUCACUUCAAAUAUCACAAUUCACUCAACACUCAUAAAUGCGUCAUCCUCGAAAAAAAUCAAGCAUCACUGUAAGGAGAAAGCUAUGCGGCUUUUUCAGGAACGUUAACCCUCUGACGCACGUACCAAGUCUUUUCAGUCAGAUGUUCAGUUUUUCCUCAGAGACAUUUUGGCAAACUUUAUUGACAGUCGAUUUCCAUAGUUACAAAAUAUGACAUCCUUAAUUUCGGGAACUGUGGGUCUAUAGCAGUAUUUUUCUAAUGAACAAAUAACCGUACGACCACUGAUAUCAAAUAUCUACUGUCCUGACUGAGCACUGUCUUUCAAACCGAAUUAUCUACUCAGCACACUGGCCUCCUACUAAAUAAACUAAUCCAGUAGUGGCACCACUUUACGCAAGAGGAAAAUAAAUAUAAAAUGUCGACUGAUAUUAAGAUAUUCCUGGCAGUUUUCACUGGUCUCUCAUAACUGUUUGCGAUCCAAAAUGUAGGUAACUCUUGGUGUGAAAAUGGGAGAAAAGUGCACUCGUUUCACUUAAAAGUGGAGAAGGAAACAAGUCGGUGUUCGGUUAAACACCAAUUUUUUUUACUAAGUUACAAAUAUACAAAAAAUCCUAGUACGUAACGUAAACUCUAAUUUCAUGGAUUAUCCAAGCCUUUCGAUUAAUGGUUAAAUAUUGAGUAACAAAUGAAUUCAAUCAGUAGUUUUGAGAAUUUUAUGAUGUUCUUGUCAAAUGUAUUUUGAUAAAUAUCAAGGUUUUUACUAUAACUGUGUUUUCAUUUUUAUUACUUUAUCUUUAUUUUAUUUGUAGCGACACAUCCUCCAGGUUCAUCUACCAAAGAAAAAACUGGUAAGUUUAAAGUACGUUUGAUAAGAGUAACUUUAAAGAUGUUAUCACUCCAAGAAUAUGUUGCUUAGUAACUUGAUCAAUCCGCUACGCUUUUGUUGUUUGUGUCUUCAUGCCAACGCUCAACUCCCAUGCACAAACGUUAAACAGGUGUCACAAGAGUCGAAAGAACAUUCGAAUCAUUACGACUCAAAUAUUGACGAUCAUCGUCUUCGUUUCUAUCUCUAUCGUCAUCAUCAUCAUCAUCAUCAUCAUCAUCAGGGCACGAACCGUAACGUCCUCCUCAUUUGGGUUAUUGCGUAUAUACAUAUUGCAGGGGAGAUAUGCAAAUUGUGGGGGUGUGUUCGAGCAACUCGCACUCUACACGAUGAGCUACCAGGAAUCUGAUUUACAUCUUGGCCUUUAUUCUUCUUUGACUUCUGCUAACAGUCUUAAUCGUCCUACUCUUCUAACUCUUUUCUACUUUUCUACCCUUCUCUACUAACUUCUACUUACUAGUUCAAGUAUAGUAUCGGUUUUAUAGCCAAAGCUGGACAUGUUUGGGUUAACUGACCGGGAAGACCUUCAGUAUUGAAUAUCUUAUCGCUAACAUUGCAACAGGUUUGCCAUUGUUAGAGAAUAGAUUAGCCUACGCACAGCCGCAACUGCAUGACAAGUACCAAAGAACCAAGGUCAGCUCUAACACUGCGAACACGACCACCUGUAAAAAACUAACAUCUGACAAUGCCAAGCGAAUAACAUUCCUAAUAUGGCAAUAAGUAAAUUCGUGAGCUAAGCAUAAAUCCAAGUACAAGUUAAAAUAAAAGAUCAUAACAGGAAAACAGUACGUAGACAAAAACAAGACUUAAUGAAACAAAAACUAAACUUAAAAUAGAAGAUAGAUCCGUCUUAACUUUAACUUUCAAAAUACUUCACAACAAUAUUGUUGAGUUCUACCUCACUAUGGAAUAUUUCCUGGUUAUUGCCUAGGUAAUAUCUUGAUCUUUUUUUCUCUACCCCCAUCACCUCUCAGCAUCUUACCCUUCAUUCAAGUCAUGAUCAGUUUUUAAUGACAAGUUCCGUAAUGUCACUAUAUUUUUUCAACCUCUUAUCAUUAUAUUAACUCGUUUGUUUGGCAGCAACGUACCCUUCAAGAUCUACAUCCUUUUCGAAAUAUGGUAAGCUUACAAAAUUUUAAAGGGUCUUUUUCAUUUCAGUAACUUAUUACAUCACACUCUAACAAGUAAAAACAAAAAGGGACUUAUUAUUACUUACUUGCGAUCUUCGAAAAGGCCGCAGUUUAAUUCGAGUACUGACAGUUAUUUGAUGAGGCUGAUUGGGAUGUGACGACUUAAUAUGUGUAGCAGUUCGAGUAGAGAGUCGGCCUGUGGAUUCUACAUACUUGUUUAUAUCAUGCAUACGCAAGCCAGAUUCAAAUAAAGGUUACAUAUAUUUUUUAAACAUUCAUUCCCUUAAUACAUUUGCCCGUUCUUUGGCAGUUUUAUGAGAUGAUAUGAACCGAUAUCCUUCCAGAUAUUCGUCAAAAAGCUGUUAGUGCUUAAGGCAUUCUUGCGAGCGUUUAGAAUCAUUAAUUCAGUGAGUACUCUCCUUUUAAAUCUGCAGCUCAGUAUUUUAAAAAGCUACAUAUUGCAAAAAAACUGAGCAGGCACCGCUCCGCGCUCCGCUAUCGUUAGGUGGCGUCAAUCGUACAAUAAUUUUUCUUUCUGUUGUUUUACGACUGACGUUAAACGUAAAAUACUCAACCAGCUAAAAUCAGUACAUCCAGCUAUGAAGAAUACGGAAAUGAUUUCGACUUAUAAACAGCCUUUUGGGGCAGUUUACUCUGAAGCUGGUAUGUCUUGUUAAUUCUAAUUUCAUCAUACCACUACAAGAGAUCAAUGUACAAUACUAACAUAUGAUAUUCCGUUUAUGUUUAGUAUUUACUACCCCUCCAAGUUUUUCCACCAAGCGUCCACAAGGUCCCACAACUAAGGAGAAAGGUUAGCUUAAGGAGUAGGCUAUAUGGUAGUCCUGUUAGCUGAUAGCCAAUCAAUGAAUGUCAUUAGCUAUUAUUAAAGAGUAGAAAUUUUGAUCGAAAAAGAGUAGAAAACGGUUUUCAAUUAAGGAACUAAAGGUAAAUAAGUUGUGGGAAAGAAAAGAACAGAAAGGAAAGGAAACAGAUUGAAAAAGAAGGGCGCCCUGCCUGGGAAACAAAACUAGGGAGUUUUAGCAACGACGACGGCGACGGCUACGAGAACGUCAAAACAGCAAUGGGUUUAUUAAACGAAACAUCAAGUUUGCACGUGCAUCACGCUUUUUUGUACAUUUCUUUGCUGUUGCUCCACGACCACGACGUGAAAAUGCCUAAUUUCACGUUUUAUGGAGGACGUAAACAAGCGACAGGGAAAUUUUCUUUCUCUCUCUAAACUUGAGUGGGUCCCCAAGAAAUCAACUCCAGUGAAAUUUACCUACAUUAGACAUUUUAAGUGAAUUGGAAUAAACGCGAUAAAGUUUGAAAAACGCUAAGUCAUUUUAAAAGUGACGAUUUCGCUGUCGUAGCCGUCGUCGAUGCUAAAACUCCCUACUGUAAUCUCUACAACGGCAUUGCUUUAAUUGUGUAUGAAGAUUCAUCCACUGUUUGUGCAAGCAACACGUGUUUGCCAAACUGUUCACAAAUUGAUCGGUGGAGCAUAUUGUCUUAAUCUGGUUUAGCUGAUAUCUUAACAUUUUCGAUACGCAGAUCCAAAUCACACCACAGUCGUCUAUGCCGUAUCGAUUUCGUUAGGUAUCGUGGUCGGAAUGGUCCUUGUAUGUCUUGUCACUUCACUCAAGUAUUCUUGUCUGCGCCAAAGGAAGAACAUUGUGUUGCCCGAAGGUUUGUACAAGAUUUCAAGAGAGCGAAGAACGGAGGAGGUAGCGUAGCCGAGUGGUUAUAGCCCUGGACUUGCAAUUCGGAGGCCUCAAGCUCAAGUCCCGCUCUGCCCGUUAGUUGGGUCUCGAGUUCAAAUCCUCGGCCACGCUUGUAAAUAGCCAGCUGGUUUGCCUCCGGCCAGUUGGUAUUCUUAACCCUGUUAAGUUGGAUUUAGAUUAUUUGUUUCAGACAUCUGCUCAUUAGUGCUAUAAAUAUUUCAUUUAUUUAUUUUAUUGAUUCUUAAUCAUGCUUUCAACGCCCAGCUUGCCAAUUUUUUCCUUUGUAGAAUCCCGAAAAAUUGCAAGUGUUUCAAUUUUAAUACUAUUACCCUUUUGGAUGGCAAAUGAGGAGGAUUUUGUCCAUUACAUGUAUCCAGUAAAUUAACGUUAUGCUUGGGGAGAGAAAGGGUUUAAGUAAAAUGGGUUUUUUUUUCUUUUUACCCAAUGAUACAUCACGUAUUUCAGUGUGCCUGUUUAUAGCCAAUUAAGGGAGCGUAGCAGAUGAAAACAUAUUAAAUCAGAUGCUUUAAGUGUCUUAUAAAGGUGUGGUUGCUGUUAAGGUGAUGGUUAACUCGUAUCGCCGGGAAUGUUUAGAAAAAUGAGCUAAGCUUAACAGAGGGUCAUGGUAUAUAGGUUCCAGACCUUACAAACCCUAAAGUAUGCAAAUCUGGAGUGAUUGAAAAAAAAAAGUCCCCCAAAACAUGGAGAUUUCCAAAAUACGUGUCACAUAAAAGCAAGAGGGCAGAUAAUAGUUUUUGUCAUGGUAUUCCGACUUUUCCGAUUGUUGUUAUGGUAUUCCGACCGAAUUAGUGGCCUUUGUUGUACUCUCUUGUUGCUCUUUUGGUAGCGAUGAGAGUAGUAUAAUAGGGACCGAAUUAUCCCUUUUUGGGGGAGAACCCAUUAACAACGAUGACGUCAUAGCCUUUUGUCUUAAUGUCAUGAAUAAAAUGCGGAGGAAUCUCAUUAAGAUGUGGUCAUGUGUUACUCUUUUAGUGAUUUAACCGGUCUGACAGGUUUUCUAGUUAUUUCAAGAACGAUGAAUGUUUUGGUUUUCGAUUGGUUAAUCAGAAAGCACGAAACGUUCUCAUUGGUUAAUUCAUGGUGAGCAAGGAAUAAACGUCGAUGAUAUGGGGUCAAUGUGGGGUCGAUGUGGGGCCGGCCGAUGUGGGGUCACUGUUGGGUCCAUGUAAGGCCGAUAUAGAGUCGAUGUGAGGUCGAUGUGGAGUCAGUGUAAAGUCGAUAUAAGGUCGAUGUAGGGUCGAUGUGGUGUCGAUAUGGGGUUUGAUGUGGGGUCGAUGUGAGGUCGAUGUGAGGUCGAUGUAGAGUCGAUGUGGGGUCGAUAUAGGGUCGAUGUAAGGUCGAUGCAGGGUGGAUGUGGGGUCGACGUGGGGUCGAUGUGGUGGAGGGUAAAUAAAAAAUUAAAAAAUCGCUCUAAAAAGAAGUGGUUUGCCUUCGCCCUCAUUAAUAUGCACAAUUUGCGCCCCAAGAAUCUUGGAGCCCGGAAAGAGGACAGUGUCAGCGGCAGAAAAUUACGUUACGGCUCAGUGAUUUGAAGUCACAGGCGAGCUAGCGCUCAUUUCCUCCAUAAACGACAAUCAUACUUUUACUUCCGGUUCCAGCAAGCCUAGGCAAGUCCUUUGUUUCCAUUGUGUUAAGAAUACAAAGAAUAUGAGAACGAGAUUCCUCCGCACUUUUUUAGCACAUGACCUUAUCUUAUGAGAUUCCUCCGCAUUUUAUUACCGAGAUAAGGCCAAAAGGCCAUGACGCCAUCGGCGUUAAUACAUUCCACCGCACGAUAAUAAGAUUCAUUCGCAAGAAAGAGGACCAAAACAUCCCUACCAUACUACUGAUGAGAAGAUUCUGUUUCACUAUCCACGUCGAUAGGACGGGGAGUAGCCAUUUUGAGAUUGCAGUAAGGCUUUCCAACAGACCUUAGGGAAUCUAAGUUUUACGGGAAUCGACCCGGGAAUCAGGUUUCCCCCAACAAUUAGAUUGAUAUACAUAAUGAGGAGAGAUUUUUUAAAAAAUACGCGAUUCCUACCGGAAACGUUCGUCAAUUUCAAGAUUUUCUAAUUCACCGUGAGAUUUGUAGGCCAAAUCGUGAGACCGUGAGUUGAAAGCCCAAACCAUGAGUCUUACGGUCAAACCACGAGAGUUGGAAGGUCGCGAUGGUUCUGAAACGCUAACAUUAAGAACGUUGUGUAAUAAUUCCAUAAAACAGCCAGAUGUCUGCAAACGUCAAUGACAAGGUUGUUGUCAUAAGGAAAACCCCUACAAACAGUUGGCAGUUCUCCUUUGGAAACGAUUAGCAUUGAGGUGUGGUUGUAACACAGUAAAUCUAUCCAGAUCUAUUGAAUUAUUUAUUUUUCUGUUUAUCACUUUAGAAUUUGAGUACCACGCUUUUAUAAUUUACAACAAAGAAGAUUCAUCGUGGGUGGUGCGGAAGCUUCUUCCCCUCCUGGAAGACAAGCAUCAUUUGAAGUGCUGCGUACAUUACAGAGACUUUGAACCUGGAAAGCCUUUCCAUGAUAUAAUGGCAGAAACUGUUUACAAGAGUUACAAAAUCAUAGCAGUGUUGUCAAGCAAUUUCUUGAAGAGCAACUAUUGCAACUACGAAUUAAACCUCGCUAAGUAUCGCCUUGUGCACAGAGCGGAUAACAGUUUGAUUAUGAUAAGAAUUGAUGACGCAGAUAGCAAAAAACUUCCCAGGACACUUCGCAAGCGAAAUUUUAUCGACUACUGUAAUGUCCUAGAAAGACCGUUUUGGGAAGAAAAACUGCUAAGGUUUCUCGAUGUUCAAAAUGAGGAUCGCGAUAAUCGAUCCGCGAUUGCAGUACAGAACCAAGAUGUAGACAACAAUGAAGCUCAAGGUUCUGCCUUUCCGUCUUUCAACUCGAUUGAACUGAGAAAGAAUUUCAACAGGCUCAACAGCACGACUAGUAAUAACACAGAAGUCUCCCUUGUUAGUCUGCCAAAUGAAGAACUGAACCUGGAAGUCUAAUCUAUUUUCAAGCGAGAUCUAGUUCACAGUAUUUUCGUUUACUUUAUAAAACCACACUUCUAAGAUUCUUAUUCGCAUUUACAUGCAAUAACAAUAACAUGAAAACGUCUUUGGAAAGACCGACACCUGCUAAACUGGCUUAACCACAAAACAUUCGUACAGGACUGGUCACAGGACGCUGUCGUUUUCCUUGAAACAAGACCUAUCAAAUUGCAAAACGCUUGAAAUAAUAAUUAACAUUUCAUAUUCAUGCUUAAACUGGCAGAUCAUCAUUCACGCGCAACCUUCUGCCAUUAUUCAAACUUGGAAGUUCUGUGUGAUGGUUGAAAUUGAAACUGUGGACCAGCUUAAAAGAAAACAGUUUAAAGACCCUUUUCAAUUGCAUUCUUGAGUGAUAGCACUUACUCGUCAAAUGACGACAGAGUAAGUAUCACUACUGAGUCCCUCCCUCAGCUACCAGAUGGUGACUGAUACCAAGCCUAUACAUUAGUGUGUUAGACGCCAAAAGUGAACUGACAGCUUUCCCUAACCAAAACCAAAACCAAAACCAAAAUGAUGCGGGAAACCAACCGAUCACAUAAAUGAAACCAAAACCAAAAUGCUGUCAGUUCACUUUUGGCGUCUAUUGAAAAUUGGCGAAUACUUAAAGCAAAGCGCAGGCUCACCCGGCUGGCGUAGUCUUUACUUACCGGGUUAUCGCAUAUUUUCUUAAACAAGGUUGUAAAUUUAAAACAUAUAUGAUAAAGGAGG
Porites evermanni is the source of this 12941-nucleotide messenger RNA. The record is from the annotation of a GenBank genome assembly. Lineage: Eukaryota; Metazoa; Cnidaria; Anthozoa; Scleractinia; Poritidae.